This is a messenger RNA of Zasmidium cellare ATCC 36951, 1587 nucleotides long. RefSeq lists its product as uncharacterized. Gene Ontology annotation, biological process: regulation of DNA-templated transcription. Bases 1 to 1587 code for a protein of 528 amino acids. The transcript has 2 exons. Gene Ontology annotation, cellular component: nucleus. Gene Ontology annotation, molecular function: zinc ion binding; DNA-binding transcription factor activity, RNA polymerase II-specific; RNA polymerase II transcription regulatory region sequence-specific DNA binding. The record is from RefSeq and is a predicted model, not a curated record. NCBI's taxonomy places the organism in Eukaryota, Fungi, Ascomycota, Dothideomycetes, Mycosphaerellales, Mycosphaerellaceae.
AUGACUCCCUCGGCGGGCGACAAGGAGCGCAAGACGUCUACGAACGACGACGCGAAGCUGAAGAACAAUUCACCCGCUGCGAAAGAUGGAGGAGCGCCGCCCAAGAGGAAGAGCUCCGAGGCGGCGGCGCAAGAGAAUGGCGAAGGCAAGAAGAAGAGGAGAAAAGUGAACCACGCCUGCGUCUAUUGUCGACGAUCGCAUAUGACUUGCGAUCUGGAGAGACCAUGCGCGCGAUGUGUCAAGCGUGACAUUGGUCAUUUAUGUCACGACGAACCACGAGAACCGCCCAAGAGGAGCAAGAGCGAGGCCGGCGUGGCAGAUAUUGCGCCAGCACCGGGGGAGGUCAUGGGAGCAGACGGGAAGGCUGGAGUGACUUUGAAUGGUGACGUUCAGUACGCGCAGAACGGGGACAUGGCAAUGGGAGCAAUCAAUGGCACAGUGGGGCCUCAACUCGUCCAGCCAACACCUCUAUCGCCUUCGCGGCUAAAACAGCCUAUCCCCAACUCAGGCAAUUCCAGUAACCUGGUACAGAAUCUGGAUUGGAACAAUAACGGUGUGCCGAAUCAAUUCCAGGACAUGCAUCACCUACAUCCGAACUACAUGUUCAAUACGAGCGAGGUGAACAACGAGUACAAUCUGCUCAACGACUUCCUCUCCUCAUCUCUCAUCGACGACGGCGGCCUGUACAACAACGACGAUGCGCAAGCUCUGUUUAACGACCCUCUUCUAAGCACAUCCCCACUCAACGCUCUAGCGGCGAACAACAUGCACCCACCAACUUCUAACCAACAAAGCACGGUCCAACCCGCUGCUCCCUCCCAGACAGCAGCAGGCCAAGAAAUCUCUCGCCCCUCAUCCACCUUCCCCAUCGACUCCCGCGCGCGAGAUAAGUUCUACAUGACAGCCGCCGACCCGGCCGGCCUCGAAAGCGCCGAAAACCGCCUCCACAAACUCCUCCGCGCAAAGUACGACGCCGGCAUGCUCAAACCCUUCAACUACGUCAAAGGCUACGCCCGCCUAAACCAAUACAUGUCGAAACACCUCUCGCGCGAAUCCUCCCUCCGAAUCCUCAAACAACUCGACCGCUUCCGCCCCAAAUUCCGCGAAGCCAUGCAAAGCCUCACCGACAUGCAACUCGUCCUCGUCGAAAUGUGGUUCGAACGCUCCCUGAUGGAAUACGACCGCGUCUUCGCCUCCAUGGCCAUCCCCGCCUGCUGCUGGCGGCGCACCGGCGAGAUCUUCCGCGGCAACACCGAAAUGGCCGAACUGAUCCGCGUGCCCCUCGACAAGUUCCGCGACGGCAAGCUCGCGAUCCACGAGAUCAUCGCCGAGGACAGUCUGGUCAGCUACUGGGAGAAGUUCGGCGCGAUCGCGUUCGAUCAGUCCCAAAAGGCGAUUCUGACGAGCUGUUCGUUGAAGAGGCCCGUCGCGGGGAAUUCUUCGCCUGUCAAGGGGAGUGGUGGGGGUGGGAAGGCGAUGGAGACGGUGAGGUGUUGUUUUAGUUUUACGAUUAGGCGGGAUACGCAUAAUAUCCCUUCGAUGAUCGUAGGCAACUUCCUCCCCAUCCGCGAAAGGGGCGAAUCGUAG